AUGGUGACACUAUAUUCAUUCAUUAAAGACACAUUUUUUUUUUUUUUGAAAAGGAAUUGCAAUUAUUGGUUAUUAAAAAGGAAUAUAAUUCUAUGUAUCCAUAGUAACAAAUAUCAUACACAUGUUAAUUAUUUUGAUAGACCUGUAAAGAGACCAACAUUAAUUGUAAACGAGAAAUGUGUGAAGAAUAUACUUAAUGGUUUUCCUUGGAUAUAUUCCAAGGAUGUGAAAAAUGCAGAAGAAUUAUUUUUAUAUAGUCCUUGUUUAGUUAAUAUAAAAGAUGAGUUCAAUGAAAACAUAGGAAUAGGGAUAUACAAUAAAAAUUCAACUAUUGCAUCGCGAAUAUUAACUAGGAACAUAAAUGAUAAUAUAAAUGAAGAAUUUUUUAAUUGUAGAAUAAAGAGAGCAUAUAAAAAAAGAUUAGAAUUAUUUCCUAAUGAUAACUUUUUUAGAGUUGUAAAUGCAGAAAGUGAUUCGUUACCAGGUAUUGUUAUUGAUAAAUUCAAUAAGCUUAUAUGUGUUCAAAUAAAUGCAAGUGGAAUGGAUAUACUGUCUCAUGUUAUAUUAAAAAGCAUUGAAAAUGUUUUAACACCAGAUGUAAUUAUUUUAAAGAAUGAUAAUCAAAUAAGAAAACUAGAAAAAUUACCUCUAAAAAAAGAAGUAUAUAAAGGUUUAUAUACAUCACCAAUAGAAGUUAGAGAAAAUGGGUUAACAUUUUUUGUGGAUAUAUUGAGAGGACAAAAGACAGGAUGGUAUUAUGAUCAAAGAUAUAAUCGUUCAAUGCUUAUUUCAUAUUGUAAGAAUAAAAAUGUAUUAGAUUUAUUUUCAUAUACAGGCUCCUUUGGUAUUACUUUAGCUUAUUAUGGUGCUAAUGAAGUAACCUGUGUUGAUUCCUCUUAUCUAGCUAUUCAAAAUGGAAUAAAAUCAGCUCAAUAUAAUAACGUGUUAGAUAAAAUAAAUUUUGUGCAUUCCUGCGUUAAAAAAUUCUUUAAUGUAUGUUUGCAUGUUCAGUUAAUAACUGCUUUCAGGAAAGGGGAAACUUCGAAAAAUGGAAAGAGUUGUCAUUUGGUAAGAAUAAAUCAAGAGAAAAAAAAUAAUGAAGCAAAGUAUUUUCCAAGUGGAAGGGAAGAACAAAAUAAUGAAGCAAAGUAUUUUCCAGGUGGAAGGGAAGAACAAAAUAAUGAAGCAAAGUAUAUUCCAGGUGGAAGGGAAGAACAAAGUAAUGAAGCAAAGUAUAUUCCAGGUGGAAGGGAAGAACAAAAUAAUGAAGCAAAGUAUUUUCCAGAUGGAAAGGAGGAACAAGUUAAUUCAACCAAACAUGACAUGAACAGUUCAGAAAAAUCGAAUUAUAUAAAUAAACAGGAAUGUGAAAAAGGGGAGCAGAAACUCUUUUCAGAUAUUGAGAAUAUAUUUAUAUAUGAAAAGAGUAAUAGUAAUACAACCCAUAUAGAGGAUAUAGAAAGCUUACUAAUUAAAAACAAUAAUUAUGAUUUUUUCAAAAAAAAAUAUGAUGUUAUAUUAAUAGACCCACCUGCACUAGCACGUAACAGUUAUUUAUUACCAUCUGCAUUAAAAGUUUACGAAAAACUUUUGUAUAUUUCAUUUAAAAUAAUGCAAAAACCUGGAUAUGUCUUUGUGUCAAGUUGCAAUAAAUUAGUAGGUUAUGAGGAAUUAAUUCUUUGUAUAAGAAGAUCAUUGAAUUGGUCCAAUUGCGAGGGUACAAUAAUAGGUGAAGGAAGAAUUAGUUCAGAUCAUCCUAUUCAUGUUUCAUUGCCAGAGACGAAAUAUUUAACGUCCGUUCUUUUAAUGGUUACAUAG
Messenger RNA from Plasmodium malariae, 1818 nucleotides. RefSeq names its product S-adenosylmethionine-dependent methyltransferase, putative. Bases 1 to 1818 code for a protein of 605 amino acids. Gene Ontology annotation, molecular function: RNA binding; methyltransferase activity. The transcript has a single exon. Lineage: Eukaryota; Apicomplexa; Aconoidasida; Haemosporida; Plasmodiidae. The record is from RefSeq and is a predicted model, not a curated record.